GAAUAAAGAAUUCACUUGCAUCGACGUUUAUUGUUUGUUCUGUCAUAAAAUUGUAUCGCAGAAUAUACCAGCUCUACUAAUUCAACUGGUGGAGAAAUUUCAAAACUGUACUCCUAUUACACAUACAGACGUCAUUGGUGUGUGUUUGUGUUGAAAAGUUCUCAUUAAAUACCCAAAUGAAUAAUAAAUUUGGUUCAUUUUUAUCAAAGAAACAACGCAGCGUAGUAUCGUCGAGAGAAACAAAAAUUAUCGUAUACAUGUUAGACUCACAUCGGAAUAUAGUCCGUGAUAAAAGACUCCAUGCUAAUUUAUUCCCAUACAUUUUGAACAACACAAAAACUCGUUUCGUUAAUAUUUUUUUUUUUUUUUUGUGUUUGAUGUCAGUAUGAUUUUUCGCAUCGGCAAAAUGACUGCACAUCGUUCACAUUAUUUACGUUAUUUACUAUUGCUGGCAAUCGUUUUGGUAAUUAUCAUUACCAUAUUUACGGAUUCAAGUGUUUUGAAGAAAACGGAAUACACUCCGAAUGAAACGGAUGAUUUCACACCGAAACCACAACGCUUUGAAAAUAUUAGUGAUUGUUAUAAGUCACCGGGGAAUAAAGACAAUGGAAUUCGGUAUUUUGAUGACAUUUUGGACGCAAAAAUACAACCGAAACCAGGCAAAACAAUUUUUUUUCAUCAGACAACAUGCUCGAAAACCGGCAUCGUUAAAUUGAACGCAAAAGAGGCGUGUGCAGUAGAGUCGGCCGCCCGUCAUAAUCCCGAUCGUGAUAUAUUUGUGAUAUUUGCUAGUCCAGUUGGUGUCAUUGAAACAAAAAAAGAGUUACCACAAUUCUACAAUAAACUUCAAGUGUAUUCGAAUAUACACGUACGAAAUAUGAACAUAUGGCGUUACUCCUCUGAUACACCAAUUUCUAGUUGGUUAACAUCCAGCAAACUAUUUGAUUCGAUGUUUUUAUACGAACAUAUGAGCGAUAUCGUCAGAGCGAUGACACUAUACAGAUACGGUGGCUAUCACAUGGAUUUGGAUGUGAUUGUGCAGAAAAAUAUUGACGAAUUGGGUGAGAAUUUCAUCGGAGACGACUGGGCGACAGUGAUAAACGGUGCGGUUAUGCAUUUAAACAAUCAUGGCGUUGGGAGGGAAAUCAGUCAAAGAUUUUUUGGUGAGAUAAUGAAAAAUUUCAAUGGCGAUUCUUUCAUUGGAAAUGGGCCACAAAUGUUGACACAUAUACUUGAAGAGAUUUGCUCAACACCGAAUCGAACGUUAUGGACACCAAAUCGUUGUCAAGGUGCUAAAAUCCAACCGAAAGAGACAUUUUAUCCAAUUUCAUGGUCAAAUUACACGCUUUACUUUGAACCAGAGGAUUUGAACAAAGCGCUUAAAUUAUGCGAAAAUUCAACGGUGAUACAUGUGUGGAACGAUCGUAGCAAAGAUAUUUGGAAUAAAGUUGGUAUCGAAAAUGCGUAUCAAGUGAUUGCCGCGAAGAAUUGCCCAUUGGUUUAUUAUGACAGCGAGAUUUUUUAGAGGCUCUACUGAAGAAGACCUGCGAAGAGAGAUAGCGAGUGAGAGUUAAAAAGAAUGGGAAAAAGUAAGAGGGGAAUCUAGUGAUAACGAGACUGUGACACAGCCUGCUUGCGUGAUUUAUUUAAAUUUUAAGUACAGUUGAGAAAAAAAAAUAAACGAAAAUAGUCAUAUGAAGAUAUAAGUGUAAAGAAUAUAUCUCAAAUUUUUUCGUUAAACAGAUUUGUGAAGAAAACCGAUAAAAUAAACUAACCAAAAAUCCACGGAAAUGACUGUGAACUGAUUA
Contarinia nasturtii (swede midge) is the source of this 1808-nucleotide messenger RNA. Its product is annotated as lactosylceramide 4-alpha-galactosyltransferase-like. The record is from RefSeq and is a predicted model, not a curated record. The coding region runs from base 386 to 1525 and encodes 379 amino acids. Gene Ontology annotation, biological process: glycosphingolipid biosynthetic process. The transcript has 4 exons. Lineage: Eukaryota; Metazoa; Arthropoda; Insecta; Diptera; Cecidomyiidae. Gene Ontology annotation, molecular function: alpha-1,4-N-acetylgalactosaminyltransferase activity.